Messenger RNA from Danio aesculapii, 5303 nucleotides. It is a transcript of the gene nsd2, whose product is annotated as nuclear receptor binding SET domain protein 2. Gene Ontology annotation, cellular component: chromatin; nucleus. The transcript has 24 exons. Bases 244 to 4626 code for a protein of 1460 amino acids. Gene Ontology annotation, biological process: regulation of DNA-templated transcription. NCBI's taxonomy places the organism in Eukaryota, Metazoa, Chordata, Actinopteri, Cypriniformes, Danionidae. Gene Ontology annotation, molecular function: histone H3K36 methyltransferase activity; protein binding. The record is from RefSeq and is a predicted model, not a curated record.
CCCUCCUCAAUUCCUCGAGUAGUGAUCUGUGUCGCUUUGCCAUUUUUCGUAAUAAAAACAAAAACAGGUGAUCUGAGAAUUGAAUGGCUGUGUCUUCACCCACGGACCCGCGAUGGAGUUUGGAGUACGCCGAGAAUGAGUGACGAUGUUCGUCAGAGCGUCCGCCGCGAACAGAGAGAUAUUUGAAAAGGCCGGUUGAAUUGUGCAGUCGCGUGUCAGCCAAUCGGAUGCCCCUGGUUUACAAUGACAGACAGUAAGGGGGGAUCGCUGCCUGCAAUGCCAGAGCCCAAGAGUCCCACCAGCAUGAAACAGCUGUCGGAUUCACCCGGUGGACGUAAUGGUCUGGUUGAUGGGAUCACUGAUCCUACAUUGCUUAUGGAUAAAGCUGCAACCCAGCUGGCAGCAACACCUCAAGAAAGUGUUCUGCAGAUGAUUGGCAGUCACGGUCAUAACCACACCCACGAGCAUCUAAAGGACCUGACUUCCCGCUUGUUAAAUGGCGAUCAAGAAAAAAUUCCAAAGCUCUGUGCAGCCCCUGCCGGACAGCCUCUUUUGAAAGGGGUCGAACCUGUUUCUCAACAUGCCAGCCCUCCGAGGAAGACCAGCGUUUCUCCUGAACUCACUGUCAAAAUAACUAAAUGUGUGGUUAAUUUAGGUGGGAAGUCAAACCGGUAUGAAGUAGAUUAUACUGGGGAGACAGCCGAGGAGACAGAUGCACCUUUGAGACUACCAGAAGGGGUUCUGACCUCCCCAACUGCCAGGAGAGAGAGACAAAAGAAGGGUAUGGUGAGGAAGAGAAUCCCACCUUAUCCAAUCUUAACCCAUGCCGCAAGUUCUGAUCAAUCCCCUCUUUUGCACCCCACCAUAAAUUCAAAUGAUAUCACUAUUGAACCGUGUGGUCUUCCAGUUGAGUCCAUUGAGCAGACUGAUGGAGAGAUGCCUACUUGUGUAACUGCCUUUCCAGGCGAGCAACCUUUGUCUGACUGUGAAGAGACUGAUGAUGCACAUGGUGUGGAUGAGACCGAUGAUGCACAGUGUGUGGAUGAUGUGAAGGAGAGGGAUACCGAGAUUCAAUCCCAUGUGCAAUUCUCAGUGGGAGAUGUCAUCUGGACCAAAGUGUCUGGAUAUCCAUGGUGGCCGUGCAUGAUCACUACAGACCCGGAGUUUAACAUGCACUUUAGGUCAAAAGUGAAUAGCCGUACAGGAUUAUUGUACCAUGUACAGUAUUUUGGAGAUACUCCAGAAAGAGGAUAUGUUUUUGAGAAGUGCAUAGUCACCUUCUCAGGGAAACACCAAUACCAGUCACUUAGCCGCAGCAACCAGCUCCCCAUUAAUAUCAGUGGAAGGAAGCGGGCAGUUCCUCGUAAGUUUCGGCAAAAGUGGGAAAUAGGUGUGUUACAGGCAAAAGAAGCUUUGAACCUGCUAACAGAGGAGCGGCUGGCCAAAUUCAGCUUUGUUUAUGAAGAUGGCAAAGCCCAGCUCAGCCCUCAUAUGCUUCAAGUGCUUGAGGAGCAACGCAAUCAGGGACCGCAGGAAGAGCCAGAGCAGAGAGAGCCUCAGGAGCUUGUCAGCCUCACUCCACCUGACUCCACUCAUUCCAGCCCUACCAACUCCUCAACAACCUCCACCAUCCCAAUCCUCUUCUCCAACCCCAUAGACAGCAGCACUUCUUCAGGGAAAACCACCCUCCCCAGGAAAGCACGUAAACCGUCAGUGAAGACGAAUCGCCGCAAACAGCGCGGCUCGACAAUAGAGUGGAUCGUGACUGAAGCUUCCUCUGCAAAACAGAUGCCUCUGACUGAGUCUGCUGUUCAGUGUGAGGGCACUACAGAGCGCAAGAAGAAAGGAAAGACAAAUGCUGGGAAACGGCCUUACAGGAAAAAAGAUGUGCUUUGUAUUGAUUUGGACCUUCAGCCAAAAGCCUCUCAAAAGAAACCAAGACAUAUCAGGCAGAAGUUUCCUGCAGCACCAAAUUCGGUGAAGAAUAGGAAAAUUAAAGCCGGAGUCAGUAUCUGUGACACGUUAAACACGGUGUCUACUAGUGCAGGACUUUCAGAAGUAAAGGUAUCUGCACCAAGCACAAAACUCUGGGAGAAGGAGGAUGCCACUUCUAAAGGAAUGAAAAAGGUCUACAAACGUUCACGAGAGCCAAAGGAGGAUGUGACAUUGCAGCCUAAGAAGAAAAGCAAGCUUGAAAAGGGGUUUAAAAAGUGGAAAGGCCCAAAGGCAGCAUCAUCUGCAGCGGCUGCUGUUCCUGCACCCAGGGGGAGGAGGCGGAAAACAGACAGGGAUGAAAAUAGGAAACAAUCUAAAAAAGCCUCAAUAGAGGAACCUCCUCCUAAAGCCAAACGUGGCCGGAAGCGGAAAGAGGAGUCGGGCAGACAAUCGUUUCCUGCUUCCAAAAAGUGCCGCCCAUCAUCUUACCCUGAGCUGGAGAGACCCGAUUCUCCCAGUGACAGUACCGACGAGUCACAUCAUUCAAAGAAGACCGAACGCACUCCAGGUGCCAAGAAAGAGAGCGUGUGUCUGGUGUGUGAGCAGACCGGGGAGGAUCUUGUGACGUGUGCGGGGCAGUGCUAUGGCACAUAUCACCUGCAUUGUAUCGGAGUAGAACGGUCAGCAGAAAAGGUCCUGUGCACCGCCUGCAGCACAGGUGUACAUGUGUGUUUCACCUGUAAGAAGUCUGAAGGAGAGGUGCGGCGCUGCUGUGCGCUCCACUGUGGCCGUUUCUAUCAUGAGGCCUGUGUGCGGUUGAGUGCUCUGACCGUGUUUGAAAACCGAGGCUUCCGUUGCCCACUGCACACCUGCCUCAGCUGCCACUACAGCGGACGCGCCACCGGCAAGGCCACCAAAGGAAAGAUGAUGCGAUGUUUGCGGUGUCCUGUGGCCUAUCAUGUGGGAGACCUGUGUGUGGCUGCAGGCAGUGAGAUGAUCUCUUCCUCUGCCAUUGUGUGCACAAACCACUUCAGGGCUAAGAAAGGCUACAGUCACCAUUCGCAUGUCAAUGUCAGCUGGUGCUUUAUCUGCUCAAAAGGUGGCCGUCUGCUGUGUUGCGAGUCUUGUCCAGCAGCGUUUCACCCUGAUUGUCUGAACAUCGCUAUGCCUGAUGGCAGCUGGUUCUGUAAUGACUGCCGCUCAGGGAAGAAACCUAAAUACAGGGAUGUCAUCUGGGUCAAACUGGGGAACUACAGAUGGUGGCCUGCAGAGAUCCGUCAUCCUAAGAACAUCCCAACCAACAUCCAGCACCUGCGUCACGAGAUCGGAGAGUUCCCCGUCUUCUUCUUUGGCUCUAAAGACUAUUUCUGGACGCAUCAGGGCCGAGUUUUUCCUUACAUGGAGGGAGACAGAGGAAGCAAAUACCAGCAGACUGGCAUUGGGAAGGUCUUUAAGAAUGCCCUGCUGGAUGCUGAAACUCGCUUUAAGGAGAUUGAGAUGGAGAGAGAGGCAAAAGAGGCUCAUGAAAACAACAAGAAGCCUCCUCCAUUCAAAUACAUCAAGGUGAACAAGCCUUGUGGGCGAGUGCAGGUGUACACCGCAGACAUUUCUGAGAUCCCCAAGUGUAACUGUAAGCCGUCAACAGAGCGACCCUGCAGCUUUGAGUCUGAGUGUCUGAACCGCAUGCUGCUGUACGAGUGCCAUCCUCAAGUGUGUCCGGCUGGAGAGCGAUGCCAAAACCAGGACUUCACCAAACGCCUCUACCCCGAGACCAAGAUCAUCCGCACUGCAGGCAAAGGCUGGGGUCUGAUUUCACUGCGGGACAUUAAGAAAGGCGAGUUUGUGAAUGAAUAUGUGGGUGAGCUGAUAGACGAGGAGGAGUGCAGAAGCAGAAUCAGACAUGCUCAGGAGAACGACAUCACACAUUUCUAUAUGCUCACUAUAGACAAGGAUCGGAUUAUAGAUGCGGGACCCAAAGGGAACUACUCUCGCUUCAUGAACCACAGCUGCCAACCCAACUGUGAGACUCAGAAAUGGACCGUUAAUGGAGACACACGCGUGGGCCUGUUUGCAGUGUGUGACAUUCCUGCUGGCACUGAGCUGACGUUUAACUACAACCUGGACUGUUUGGGGAACGAGAAGACUGUGUGUCGCUGUGGAGCUCCCAACUGCAGUGGUUUCCUAGGAGACAGACCCAAGAACGGACAUACUUCUGAGCCCAAAGCCAAACUUCAGAAGAAAAAGCCCAAACGGAGAAGGGCCCGGAAUGAAGGCAAGAAGUCUGAGGACGAGUGUUUUCGCUGUGGGGAUGGAGGACAGUUGGUUCUGUGUGAUAAGAAGGGCUGCACCAAAGCCUAUCACCUCUCCUGUCUGGACCGCACCAAGAGACCCUUCGGCCGCUGGGACUGUCCCUGGCAUCACUGUGACGUGUGCGGCAAGAACUCUGAUGCCUUUUGCCAGCUGUGCCCCAACUCAUUCUGCAAGGCUCACCAGGAGGGGGCGCUGCGCUCUCACCCGCUCACAGGCCAGCUCUGCUGCCAGGAACAUGAAGACUCCGACAUCCGCCCGCAGACAGAGACCGCUCAACUACCACCAUCCACCAAACCACGCAAAUACAGGCGCAGAGCAGAGGCCAAAACCACCAGCAAAGCACCUCUCAAGAAGAGGCCCAGAAAAAACGCUGAGGUGUAGUGGGUUCUUGAACUGUGGAAGCUCCCGCUAAUCUCAGCUCCUGCCCCAAAUGAUUCAGUGAUAUUGACGUCGUGUUUGACUGUUCUGGAAGCACUGUACGUGUCUGAUCAGGGAAGCGUUUAACACUGUAGAGCUCCUCAAAGCUGACCAUUCAGGUCCCUUCUCGACUCGUUCUGCCUCUUCAUGAUCCACUCAAGAGUGUGUGUGUUUGUUUGUUUGUUUGUGAUGAAUGGAUGACAGGGCUGACAGACUGAACACCAUAAAUAAACAGCAUUACGGACGCCAAACUUGAAACCGAUUGAAUCUUGGCAUAGUUUUUGUUUUGUUUUGUUUUUAAACAGUAGAUAUGUAUAUGGAAAUGUAUAUGAAAGACCAAAAUUAUAAUAAUACUGGAUUUAUUGUUAGUUACCGGUGCCAAGAGUCUUUUGUUUUAUAACAAGUGUUAUCGUUAAAUAAGACACUAUGGGUAGCCAUUUCAUCUUGUUUGUAUUGUUUUAGAGCCAGUUCCUUUAACAGUAGAGCAGCACAUUUUUUUAAGCUUGGUUCAUUUUUUUUUGUACCAUUCUAGAGUUUGAGUAACCAGAAUGUUAGGAUGGUAAAUCUACCUAUUCAGAGUUUUAAAAGUGAAUCAUGACGGGCUUCUUGUGAUGCAAGAAAUAAAGGUUUUUUAAAAGCGG